Apus apus (common swift) is the source of this 852-nucleotide messenger RNA. RefSeq names its product thiosulfate sulfurtransferase like domain containing 3 (gene TSTD3). The record is from RefSeq and is a predicted model, not a curated record. Gene Ontology annotation, cellular component: mitochondrion. NCBI's taxonomy places the organism in Eukaryota, Metazoa, Chordata, Aves, Apodiformes, Apodidae. The transcript has 4 exons. Bases 55 to 528 code for a protein of 157 amino acids. Gene Ontology annotation, molecular function: thiosulfate-cyanide sulfurtransferase activity.
CGCAGGGCCGGGCCGGGCCGGGCCGGGCCGCGCCGCCAUCUUGGGCGGCGGGCGAUGGGCCCCGGGGCGCGGCGCUGGUGGCGGGCGGCGAGCGGCGGCUGGAGGCGGGCGGCGGCAGCCGGGGAGGCGAGGGGCCCCGGGGCGGCGGGUGCCGGCGGCCGCAGCCUCUGCUCCCGCGGGGUGCCCGGCCUUUCCUACCAGGAGCUCAAAGACUUGAAGUCGACCAACGUCCUCCACAUAGACGUGCGGGAGAGGUGGGAGAUCGAGAGGUUUGGGAAGAUUCCGGCAUCCAUCAACAUCCCCUUGGGUGAGCUGGUGGAAGCUCUACAAAUGGACCCAGCGGAGUUCAAGGAGCAGUACAAUCAAAAGAUGCCAGCCAAGUCAGACCCUGUGGUUUUCUCCUGCUUGGCAGGAACAAGAAGUAAACAAGCACUGGGUUUUGCCACGUCCUUGGGUUUCAGCAGAGUUCAGCAAUAUGCUGGUGGCUUUGAGGAUUGGGUAAAACAUGAACCUCCAGAGAAAAAAUGAAAGAUGACUGCCCUAACACCUGCCUCAUCAGGGCUUCAGGAUGGUUUGUAGGUUUUUAGCAUUCAAACCCCAUGCAUUCCACUUCCUGAACACAGCCUGCUCCUCUUUUGCCCUGCACAUCAACUGCUUGUUUUAAAUUACAUCUAAAGACUAUGACGUGAGCAGAUGAUAUUAAAUUUGUUCAACGUUUACUUUGGUCUGUGUUUUUAUGUGAAAGUAUGUGAAGGGAACCUAAGUGCUCAUGUUGACUAAGAUUUUUGUAUGAUGUAGUUUAUGACUGUUCAAAUUAAUGGUGAUAGGACAAAUAAAAUUAUUCUUUCUCAA